AUGCUGAAAAGAAAAGGAGACAAGUCCAAGAAGCGGUUAACUUCGAUAACUACCUCUACUGAUGAUUUAUUCGUUGAAUCUGCUUCUGCUGCUGGCACAGCAGGUGCCUCUUCUGCAGCAGUCGGCAAUGGAACCUCCGGGGAUAUAACAAAAUCAGCCGCUACUCAAGGGAGUGUUGAGGGGGAAUCUGAUAUUAGCUUUACUGGGUUUACUGUGAUUUUCAAUAGAUUGAAAAGUAAUAAUAGCCAGGAACGCAAAGCAGCCUCAUUUGAGUUAAAAAAUAGUUUGAUCUCUUUGGCAAGGGAGGUGUCUACAGAGCAUUUCCAGAGGUUCAGUAAUGAAUUGAAUAACAAGAUUUUUGAAUUGAUACAUGGCUCGGAUUCGAAUGAAAAGUUAGGUGGUGUACUAGCGGUUAAUACGCUUAUAGACUUUUAUUCUCAUACGGAUGAACUGCCUAAUCAGACAUCCCGAUUAGCGAAUUAUUUGCGGGUUUUAAUACCUUCAAGUGAUAUUGAUGUUAUGCGGUCUGCAGCAACGACGCUGGGUAAAUUAGCCGUUCCUGGUGGUACACUUACUUCCGACUUUGUUGAAUUUGAGGUGAAAACUUGUAUUGAAUGGUUAACAACAUCCCCGGAAAGUUCUUCUUCCAACUCAAAGCAAGAAUACAGGAAGCAUGCAUCAUUGUUAAUUAUUACGGCAAUCGCGAAUAAUUCUCCGUACCUCCUGUAUCCUUAUUUGAACUCCAUAUUGGAUAAUAUUUGGAGGGCCUUGAGAGAUACGAAGCUGGUAAUUAGAACUGACGCUGCAAUUACAUUAAGUCAUUGUUUGGCUAUUAUUAAUGAUCGAGACUCUAUAUUAACCAAUAGAUGGGUUCAGAGAUUAUUUAAAGGCUGUACAUAUGGGCUGAAUUUGAGUACAAAUGAGGCUGUUCACGGCACUCUUCUCGUUUACCGAGAGCUAGUAUCUCUAAAGGGGCCUUAUUUGCAUGAGAAGUUCAAUGAAAUCUAUGAUACAACCAUGAGGUAUAAGGAUCAUAAAUCUGCUGUUAUUAGGAAGGAAUUGUAUGCAAUCCUGCCUCUCCUUGCCUCAUUUGACCCAAGAUUGUUUACCGAAACCUACUUGGACAACACUAUGGUGCAUUACUUGACUCUUCUUAAGAACAUGCACUCUAACCUAAUAAACAAUCCGGAUAAAGCCGCCAUACUCGUUUCAAUUGGAGAUAUUGCCUAUGAAGUCCGCUCGAGUAUUGCUCCAUAUAUGGAUUCAAUUUUAGACAAUACUAGAGAUGGUUUCAUGACGAAAUAUAAAGUCCGCAAACACUUCGAGAGUGAAUUAUUUUAUUGCAUUGCAAAAUUAGCAUGUGCCGUUGGUCCUGCAAUUUCUAAGUACUUGCACAGCGACUUACUGGACCUGAUGCUCGCUUGCCCUUUAAGUGACCACAUGCAAGAUACCCUGGAAACAUUAAAUGAAGAGAUUCCUGCAUUAGAAGCCUUAAUAAAUGAGAAAUUACUUGAUUUGAUAUGUUAUUCCUUAUCGGGAGACAAAUUUAGGCCUCCAGGUUCACCAACCCCAGUCAAACAAUUUUCGGCUGACAGGGCCAGGAACUACAGAGAUCAAUCCUGGUUACGUAAGACGAACGAUAUUAAUGAUAAUAACCAAGACGCUAUCAUACUAACGCAAGCUUUACGGAUGUUAACUACAAUAAAUCACAAAUAUUCUUUAACUGAGUUGGUUAGAUAUGUGACCAUUUCUUACAUCGAACAUGAAAACCCACAAGUUAGAAAAUUGGCUGCCUUAACGUCUUGUGAUUUAUUUGUGAAAGAGCAUAUUUGUAAGCAAUCUUCUUUGCAUGCAUUGAACGCAGUGGCUGAGGUACUCAGUAAAUUGUUGACUGUUGCUAUAACUGAUCCUGUUGCAGAAAUCCGGUUUGAAAUUUUGAAACACUUGGACAGCAGCUUCGAUCCCCAGUUAUCCCAGCCUGACAAUGCCAGGUUACUAUUUAUGGCGUUGAAUGACGAGGUGUUUGCAAUUCAAAUGGAAGCAAUGAAAAUUGUUGGUAGGUUAUCAUCGGUGAAUCCUGCAUAUAUUGUUCCAUCGUUGAGAAAAACCCUAAUUCAACUUUUAACAGAAUUGAAACACUCAAGCAUGACCAGAAAAAAAGAAGAAAGUGCAUCUAUGUUUUGUACUUUGAUCAGUUCUAGCAAGGAUGUUACGCGGCCUUACAUUGAACCGAUAUUAGAUGUAUUGUUACCAAAAUGCCAGGAUAAUUCGUCUGCUGUUGCAUCUACUGCGUUAAAGGCAGUGGGUGAACUAGCUGUUGUAGGAGGUGAGAGUAUGAAAGAUUACUUGGACAAAUUGAUGCCUUUGAUAAUAAAUAAUUUUCAGGAUCAGUCGAAUUCAUUUAAACGGGGAGCUGCUCUGAAAACUCUGGGACAGUUAGCUUCAUCUUCAGGUUAUGUUAUUAAUCCACUACUCGACUACCCUCAACUUCUUGGCAUCCUUGUUAAGAUUUUGAAGGCAGAAAGUUCUCAAGGUAUUCGAAGAGAAACUGUUAGAUUAAUUGGUAUUCUCGGUGCUCUAGAUCCAUAUAAACAUCGAGAAGUAGAGAGAACAUCAAGCACUCAGAUCUCUGUCGAACAAAACGCACCUUCUAUAGAUGUGGCUUUGUUAAUGCAAGGCAUGUCCCCUUCUAACGAAGAAUACUAUCCCACAGUGGUGAUUAACACAUUGAUGAAAAUUCUUAAAGACCAUUCUUUGUCCUCCCAUCACACUGCUGUUAUUCAAGCGGUAAUGCAUAUUUUUCAAACUUUAGGUCUUCGUUGUGUUUCAUUUCUCAAACAGAUAAUUCCAGGUAUGAUUAAUGUUAUGAGAACUUGUCCACCUUCGAUAUUGGAGUUUUACUUUCAGCAACUAGGAGUUAUGGUUGCAAUAGUUAAGCAACAUAUACGACCUUAUGUUGAUGAAAUUUUUGAAGUCAUCAAGGAAUUCUUCCCAUUUAUAAAAUUGCAAAUCACCAUAAUAUCUGUGAUUGAAUCCAUAUCAAAAUCUCUUGAGGGAGAAUUUAAGCCUUAUAUUCCGACGACUUUGACGUUGUUUUUGGAUGUUCUAGAGAAAGAUAAUUCUAAUAAGAAAAUAGUAUCUAUUAGAAUUCUAAAAUCACUUGUUGUUUUUGGAUCUAAUUUGGAUGAUUACGUGCACUUGGUUAUCCCAUCUAUUGUCAGGAUGUGUGAAUAUAGUAGCGGAAAUCUGAAUAAGGCCGCUAUUGUAACAAUAGGAAGGUUGGCCAAAAAUGUCAACUUGUCUGAAAUGUCUUCAAGAAUUGUUCAGACUAUGAUUCGUGUCCUCAGUACCUCGGAUCAGCAAUUGAUCAGGGCUACUAUGAAUACCUUAAGUUUACUGUUAUUACAAUUGAACACCGAUUUUACAGUUUUUGUGCCAAUAAUUAACAAAACUUUGGUUAAAGGGCAUAUUCAGCACAGUAUAUAUGACCAAUUGGUAGGAAAAUUAUUAAACAAUGAACCUCUCCCAACUAAAAUAGUAGUGGACAAGGAUUUUGAUGUAUCAAAUAAGGAAAUCACCGAAUCAGAAGUCCUGUCAAGAAAACUGCCGGUAAAUCAAACAGUGCUGAAGAGUGCCUGGGAUUGUAGUCAACAACGUACAAAGGAAGAUUGGCAAGAAUGGAUUAGAAGACUUUCUAUUCAACUGUUAAAAGAGUCCCCUUCGCAUGCUCUAAGAGCAUGUUCUGGUUUGGCGGGUAUUUAUUAUCCAUUAGCUAGGGAGUUAUUCAAUGCUUCUUUUGCAAGUUGUUGGACUGAAUUAUAUACACAAUAUCAGGAGGAUCUUGUUAAGUCUCUAUGUUCUGCUCUUUCUUCCCCGAAUAAUCCCCCUGAAAUACAUCAAACACUGUUGAAUUUGGUGGAAUUUUUAGAACAUGAUGAUAAGUCUUUGCCCAUAUCUAUUCCUACAUUGGGGGAGUAUGCUCAGCGGUGUCAUGCAUAUGCAAAGGCUCUACACUAUAAAGAACUAGAAUUUAUUCAGGAACCCAGCACUUCUACAAUUGAAUCAUUGAUCAGUAUAAACAACCAAUUGCAUCAGACAGAUGCCGCAAUUGGUAUAUUGAAACAUGCUCAGCAGCAUCACGAUUUACAACUAAAAGAAACAUGGUAUGAAAAGCUGCAAAGAUGGGAUGAUGCUUUGAACGCUUAUAAUCAAAGAGAAGCUGCAGGUGAGGAUACCAUUGAAGUUACUAUGGGAAAGAUGAGGUCUCUACACGCUCUUGGUGAGUGGGAGCAGCUGUCAGAAUUGGCAGCUGAUAAAUGGAUGACAUCUAAACUUGAAAUUAAGAGAAUAAUUGCUCCAUUGGCUGCUGGUGCAGCCUGGGGUUUAGCCCAAUGGGAUUCAAUUGAAAAGUACAUUAAUGUUAUGAAACCUCAAUCCCCUGAUAAAGAAUUCUUUGAUGCAAUAUUGUGUUUGCACAGGAAUAAUUUUGAAAAAGCGGCUGAACAUAUUUUUUUGGCUAGAGAUUUACUAGUUACAGAGAUGUCAGCUUUGGUUAAUGAAAGUUAUAACAGGGCUUACAGUGUUGUAGUACGAUCUCAAAUGAUUGCUGAGUUGGAGGAAAUAAUCCAAUAUAAGAAGUUGCCUCAGAUUUCAGAAAAGCGUAUAAUGAUGAGGAAAACAUGGAAUCAUAGAUUAUUAGGCUGCCAGAAAAACGUUGACGUUUGGCAAAGAAUUCUUAGGGUGAGGUCGUUGGUUGUAAAACCAAAACAAGACAUGCAGGUUUGGAUUAAGUUUGCUAAUCUAUGUCGGAAGUCUGGCAGAAUGGGUUUGGCCCAAAAAGCGUUGAAUUCCUUAUUGGAAGAGGGUGGUGAUCCAGAACAUCCUAACACUGCCAGAGCACCACCUCCUGUUGUUUAUGCUCAAUUAAAAUAUAUCUGGGCAACUGGCUCGCGGAAAGAUGCUUUGCGUCAUUUAAUAAGUUUUACUUCUCGGAUGGCACAUGAUUUAGGUCUUGAUCCAAGUAAUAUGAUAGCGCAGAGUGUCUCCAAAAACAGCAUUGUCCCUCCAAAUCAUACUGAAGAGUACACCAAGUUGUUAGCCCGCUGCUUUUUGAAACAAGGCGAAUGGAGAGUAAUGUUGCAGCCUAACUGGAGAACUGAAACCCCGGAUGCUAUUUUGGGCUCUUAUUUAUUGGCUACACAUUUUGAUAAUAUAUGGUAUAAAGCAUGGCAUAAUUGGGCAUUGGCUAAUUUUGAAGUGAUAUCUUUGAUGACAGAUAGGGUGAGAGAAGAACAGAGAGCGCAGAAAAGUAAUAACGAUACUCAGUUGCAGGUCAACGGUGGCACGCAGCAUACCACUUUUGUUUUGGAAGCAUCUAAUGUUAAUGGAGUUGAUUAUCAUCCAGAAUUGGUUCAACGGCAUGUAGUUCCUGCAAUCAAAGGUUUUUUCCACUCUAUUUCAUUAUCAGAGUCCAAUUCUCUCCAAGAUACCUUAAGGUUGUUGACUUUAUGGUUUACCUUUGGUGGUAUUCCAGAGGCAGCUCAAGCAAUGCAUGAGGGAUUUAAUUUAAUCAAGAUUGAUAAUUGGUUGGAAGUAAUUCCCCAAUUAAUCUCCCGAAUUCAUCAACCCAAUCAAACUGUUAGCAGGUCAUUGUUAUCUUUGUUGUCAGAUUUGGGCAAAGCACAUCCUCAAGCUCUAGUAUUCCCUCUUACAGUGGCGAUUAAGUCGGAGUCUGUAUCAAGGCAAAGAGCUGCAUUAUCAAUUGUAGAGAAAAUGCGUAUGCACAGUUCAAAUUUAGUAGAGCAGGCGGAAUUAGUUAGUGAUGAAUUGAUUAGGAUUGCCGUUUUAUGGCACGAAUUAUGGUAUGAGGGUCUAGAAGAUGCUAGCAGACAAUUUUUUGGAGAACACAAUACUGAGAAAAUGUUUGCUACAUUGGAACCACUUCACGAAAUGUUAAAAAGAGGUCCAGAGACACUGCGAGAGAUAUCUUUCCAGAAUUCCUUUGGAAGAGAUUUAAACGAUGCCUAUGAGUGGGUUAUGAAUUACAAGCGUACUCAAGAUAUCAGCAAUUUAAACCAAGCUUGGGAUAUCUACUACAAUGUUUUUCGGCGUAUCAGUAGGCAACUACCCCAAUUACAGACGUUAGAUUUGCAACAUGUUUCACCUAAACUGCUUGCUGCUCACAACCUCGAACUUACAGUUCCUGGCACCUAUCACACCGGAAGAUCAAUUGUUCGUAUUGCUCAUUUUGAACCUGUCUUUUCUGUCAUUUCCUCAAAACAGAGACCACGUCGUUUGUCGAUUAAGGGAAGUGAUGGCAAGGACUACCAGUAUGCGCUUAAGGGGCAUGAAGAUAUCAGGCAGGAUAGCUUGGUGAUGCAGCUAUUUGGCUUGGUGAACACUCUUUUGCAAAAUGAUCCUGAAUGUUUCCGCAGACAUUUAGAUAUUCAAAAAUACCCUGCUAUUCCAUUAUCCCCAAAGUCUGGCUUAUUAGGCUGGGUCCCAAACAGCGACACUUUUCAUGUGUUGAUUAGAGAAUAUCGUGAGUCGAGAAAAAUUCAGCUAAAUUUGGAGCAUAGAAUAAUGCUACAAAUGGCACCUGAUUAUGAUAAUUUAACGCUGUUACAAAAAGUUGAAGUUUUCACUUAUGCAUUAGACAAUACAAAAGGUCAGGAUCUUUAUAAAGUUUUAUGGUUAAAGAGUAGAUCAUCUGAAUCUUGGCUUGAAAGAAGAACGACCUAUACCAGAUCCUUGGCAGUCAUGUCUAUGGUUGGUUAUAUUUUAGGUUUAGGUGAUCGUCAUCCAAGCAAUCUUAUGUUGGAUCGUAUAACAGGAAAAGUUGUUCACAUUGAUUUCGGCGAUUGUUUUGAAGCAGCGAUUUUAAGGGAGAAAUAUCCAGAAAAGGUUCCCUUCAGAUUGACAAGAAUGCUGACCUAUGCGAUGGAAGUUAGUGGAAUUGAGGGCAGUUUCCGUAUAACUUGUGAAAAUGUUAUGAAGGUUCUGCGGGAUAACAAGGAAUCUCUGAUGGCGAUCUUAGAAGCAUUUGCGCAUGACCCUCUGAUUAAUUGGGGGUUCGAUUUGCCAACCCAAGCAAUUACGGAGCAAACUGGAAUUCAGCUACCUUUAACCAAUCCAAGCGAGCUCCUAAGAAACGGUGUGAUUACAGUGGAAGAAGCAGCUCGAAUGGAGGUUCAACAAAGGGUGGAAAUUAGAAAUGCUAGGGCAACUCUAGUUCUUAAAAGAAUAACUGACAAGCUUACUGGUAAUGACUUCCGCAGUUCCCAUGAGCUGAAUGUACCGGAACAAGUGGAUAAAUUAAUUCAGCAAGCUACAUCAGUUGAAAACUUGUGUCAGCAUUAUAUUGGAUGGUGUUCCUUCUGGUAA
Molecule: messenger RNA, 7383 nt
Organism: Eremothecium cymbalariae DBVPG#7215
Lineage: Eukaryota; Fungi; Ascomycota; Saccharomycetes; Saccharomycetales; Saccharomycetaceae
Gene: TOR1
Product: phosphatidylinositol kinase-related protein kinase TOR1
Exons: 1
Coding region: 1-7383 (2460 amino acids)
Biological process (GO): negative regulation of macroautophagy; TOR signaling; protein phosphorylation
Cellular component (GO): TORC2 complex; nucleus; TORC1 complex
Molecular function (GO): protein-containing complex binding; protein serine/threonine kinase activity; protein binding
Source: RefSeq, a predicted model, not a curated record